UCUUUCCUCCUGUUACCUGACUCAGUGGAACUUGCUUGCAAGAGACUUCUAGCAUCCCAAACAUUUUUGUUCAGGCAACUAAAUAACGGUUCAUCAAUGGCAGGACGAGGCAAAACCUUAGGAUCCAGCGCUGCUAAGAAGGCCACCUCCAGGAGCAGUAAAGCUGGUCUCCAAUUUCCAGUCGGCCGUAUAGCCAGAUUCCUCAAGGCUGGAAAGUAUGCGGAGCGUGUUGGCGCCGGCGCUCCUGUCUAUCUCGCCGCUGUCCUUGAGUAUCUUGCUGCUGAGGUUCUUGAGUUGGCUGGAAAUGCCGCUAGAGAUAACAAGAAGACGAGGAUUGUCCCUCGCCACAUUCAAUUGGCGGUGAGGAACGAUGAAGAGUUGAGCAAGCUUCUAGGUGACGUUACCAUUGCAAACGGUGGUGUUAUGCCUAACAUUCACAAUCUUCUGCUUCCCAAGAAAGCCGGAGCUUCAUCCAAAAGUAGCGCAGCUGACGAUGACUCUUAAAUCUGGCUUCGUUUUUAGAAAACCUUAUUUAAUUUUAUUGGCUCUCGCUUCGUAGGAUUUUGAUCUUCCGUGAUUUGUAAUUGUAGUUAGUGGCUCUGUUAGGGAUGUUGUUUAUAGAAAACGGUCUCAGCUAGAAGAAAUAUUGAUGAAAUUGUGGGUUAUUUUCAUGUUUCAUGUGUCAUUUAAUUGUUAUUCAUAAAACUCGAUUUCAUCUAGCGACUUAGACAUUGCUUCUUGGA
Vigna angularis (adzuki bean) is the source of this 743-nucleotide messenger RNA. RefSeq names its product probable histone H2A.3. The coding region runs from base 97 to 504 and encodes 135 amino acids. Gene Ontology annotation, molecular function: structural constituent of chromatin; DNA binding; protein heterodimerization activity. Gene Ontology annotation, cellular component: nucleosome. The record is from RefSeq and is a predicted model, not a curated record. The transcript has 2 exons. NCBI's taxonomy places the organism in Eukaryota, Viridiplantae, Streptophyta, Magnoliopsida, Fabales, Fabaceae.